AAUUAUCAUUUGUGAAAUACCUACAUUAAAAUGUCGAGUAUUUCAUUAAUUUCAUUAAAUAAUGGCAGUUAUAUACCAUUUUUGGGUAUGGCGUUGUGGCAGGAUCCAAAUCAUCCAGAAAACAACAUAAAACACCUGCUGAACGAGGCUAUAGAAUUGGGAAUUCGAUAUUUUGAUUUUAGUCAUUUUUACGAAAACGAAAUAAAAAUAGGAGAAAUUAUAAAAGAAAAAAUUAAAAAAGGCGUAUUAAAAAGAAAGGAUUUAUUUAUUAGUUUAAAAUUGAAAAAAUCUGUACAAAAUAUUGAACUUAUGGAGUAUGGUGUCAAAAAGGCCUUAAAUAAUUUACAGUUAGAUUAUUUGGAUUUGGUUUAUAUUGAAAUGGAGGAUUUUGACGAGGAUGAUUGUAAUAAAACCUGGAAAGAAAUGGAGAGGCUCUACAAAAAUGAAACUAUUAAAGCUAUUGGUGUUUGUAAUUUUAACGAAAAAAAUCUUAAUUUUUUACUUAAAAUUUGUACAAUUACUCCAGCAGUUUAUUUGCUUGAUUAUCACCCAUAUAUGGACCAACUAAACAUCCAAAGUGAUUUAAACAUAAGAACAAUACAGCUAGGAUUAAGGAAUCCUUUUAAACAACCGUGGAUAUUUUCUAGGUUUACAAAUAUAUUAAAAAAUACAAAUAUUCAAGAAAUUGCUCAGAGGUAUAAAAGGACCCCGAGUCAACUCAUGCUGAGAUAUUAUUACCAAAAAAGCAAUAUUGUUCUUAUUAAAUUUGAUGAUCUUAAGGAGUUAAAGGAGUAUAUGGAUAUUAUGUUUUAUGUGGCCGCUGAAGAUAUGUGUAUGAUUAAAUCAUUGUUAAAACAACAAGCUAACACUUAAAACAAAAGAAUUUUU
Molecule: messenger RNA, 888 nt
Organism: Brassicogethes aeneus
Lineage: Eukaryota; Metazoa; Arthropoda; Insecta; Coleoptera; Nitidulidae
Source: the annotation of a GenBank genome assembly